CGGCCUUCGCUCAUAUUGAAAUCCCAACUGAAGCGAAAUGCAGAGGCUGAUACCCACGUUCAUUUCCUACGGGUAUCAAAACGUACUUGCUGUACGCAGCAAGACGAUGCAUCCACAACGGGCUGCCCUGAUCCCCCACCUACCCUACCUGAUACUGCCCUCGGUAAGCCCGAAAGGAAGUCAAUUUGUGCCAUCAUGCGGCAGCACUGUCGGAGUCGUUUAUAUAUCCCGCCGAUAUACUGGACCUCAGAACAUCUGAAACUCUUGGGAUGUGAAUUCUCGUCAAAGGAGGUGCCGCAAAAUGAGAGGAGGCGGAGGUCGCCUAUUUCGGUUGCAUUGCAAGUUUCUGAUGAUGGCACGGUAGCUGUCGAGAAGAUGGAUACGACUCUUGGUUAUGCAGUCCGCGCAGCUGGGCUUUUGUCUAGACCCUGUGCUAUGGAGGGGAGGGUCUCUGCAGUCAUAUCACUCCUUGCCGCGUGCGGCAUUGAACAACGAGAUAUCCAAACGGAUGGCAUUUUUGCCUCCGAAUUCGCGACUGCAUUUCUUGCCUAUAUCAAUCUGGACGUGCUGCACUCGCUCCGCAGCCAACAUAUUCGCCAAAAGUUCCUGCCACGUACUAGGGUCCGCGGGAGGCUCAACAGCCCUGUUGCGAGUUUGAUACGAAAGAAUAUCUGCCGUUUAAAGCCCGAAAACGAGAUAGAGGAUCCGUACAUCGUGGCCGUCCUCAUUGCCUUGGCGCAGCAUCAGUACCGGAGACGGGAGCAGCUCAGAAAUAACACUGCUGCUAGUGCUCCAUCUCCAGAACAAGAGGAUUGCUUUUCAAAACUCUUUAAGGUUCACCUCCUAGCUGUGCCUGACAUCGCCGCGCGCGAACUUUAUCUAUACGCAGCUCGCAUUCCACCAGCGUUCUUGGAUAAGUUUGACCAACCCUCAAAAUUCUCGCCGAGCAGACCUAUCUCAGUUACCUACUACUCUUUGCCCCUUCGAAACGCGAGGAAGCUGCCAAAGAGGCUACUUGACGCUCUACGUGCACCGAUUGAG
Clonostachys rhizophaga is the source of this 1041-nucleotide messenger RNA. NCBI's taxonomy places the organism in Eukaryota, Fungi, Ascomycota, Sordariomycetes, Hypocreales, Bionectriaceae. The record is from the annotation of a GenBank genome assembly.